Molecule: messenger RNA, 1095 nt
Organism: Ogataea angusta
Lineage: Eukaryota; Fungi; Ascomycota; Pichiomycetes; Pichiales; Pichiaceae
Exons: 1
Coding region: 1-1095 (364 amino acids)
Source: RefSeq, a predicted model, not a curated record
AUGAAUGUUCCUCUGGAGCACGGGAAUAUUCUGAAGCACAAAAACGACCUAAUCCGGUCCAGUGUGGCGAGCGUAAAACGUAUCCACAUUUACGAGUUUGACAAUGCUUUAUUUCGCUCGCCAUUGCCUAAUGCACACUUAUUUAAUGCUGAGUCCAUAGAUCUCAUGACCAAAAACCCAGACCCGCUUUCGAAAUUCAACUGGUUUUCCAGCGUACGCGUAUUAAAGGAGGUGGGGAAAACGCGGGUGGACGAAGUUUCACUCAAUACAGAAGGACUUUGGAACGACAUACUUCGACAACUGAUUAUAGAGUCGAACGCAGACAAAAACACACUCACGAUACUCUCGGUCACACGCAUUCCCGAACUGUUCACGAGCAUGAUCUUGCGACUUCUGAAAACGGCUCAGCUCGAUGAUUGUUUUGACUGUAUUUUGAUGAACGAGGAUCCCAAUUUCCUCGAUCUGAUUGUUUCUGCUACCACGCCUCUGUGCCACGAGCUAGAGGAUAUAACCUUUUACGCGGCCACUAAACAGCUGCAUGUGGACGGUAUUGGCUGCCUGAACAUCGCGGUGCCGUUUGAGUCCUCCUACCUGCUGCCGCAGCUCGAGGUAGCCAUUGUCCAGGAGAUGCUGCUUGGAGAGCCUUUCGAGCUGCGUCGCAGUAUUUUUUCGUCCUACUACAUGCUCAGCCCAGAGUCGCGCCAACAGCUCCUGCGGAGGACCGUUACGGAAGAUUUCAUACCCCUAGAGGACCGUCCGGGGUUGUCUUUUGAAGGCGAGGGAGUGCUUAUAGGAAAGAACCAGCUGUCUCAGAGCAAGUUGGACGAGCUUGGGGGUAUAUCCAAGCCUGUCAUUAUUGGUGCUGUCAGUCUGGGUAGCGUCAAAGGCCGCAUUUAUGCCAUGAGGGUGAUCAUUAACGACGAGAACGCACAGACGUAUUUGCAGCCACCAGUCAUUGUGAUUGCGCGAAAACCAGAUGUGCUGCUUAAGGAGGUAGAGGACAUUGACAACUGGCAAACGACUCGCGAGCUAUUCAGUUUGGAUGCCCGAAUCGAGUACAAGCAGAUAUUCAAGAUCCAGAGCGAGAAAAAAUAG